UCACUGCGCACCCGAACCAGAAACCAAAGCGGAACCUUCACCCAUUCAAUUUGUUGCCGCAAGCAGGGCCGCACAGUUGCAAUCUACAGCAACCAGGAAUAUAACACAGAUCUUUUGGGUGUUCAGCUAAUAAUUGUACAGAUGGAUACGUUUUCGCGUUGGUCUCACCUGUUUUUGGUGUUUGUAUUGGCUGGUCGCAGCGACCUUUUUGCGGCUGCUAGCGAUGUGCUAGAUCUUGGUGACUCCGAUUUCGAAUACACGGCAGCCGAGCAGGAGACAAUGCUGGUGGAGUUUUUUGCCCCCUGGUGUGGUCACUGUCAGAAACUUGCACCAGAAUAUGAAACUGCAGCAACCAAACUGAAAGGGACUGUCUCUUUGGCUAAAGUGGACUGUACGGUGAACUCAGAAACAUGUGGACGCUAUGGGGUCAAUGGGUACCCCACUCUGAAAAUCUUCCGCAACGGAGAGGACUCUGCUGCCUAUGAUGGCCCCCGGAGUGCAGAUGGUAUUGUGAGCUUCAUGAAGAAACAGGCAGGUCCCAGUUCGGUCCCGUUACACACUGAGGAAGCUCUGAACAACUUUGUGAACAACUUUGAGGCCAGCGUGGUGGGCUUCUUCUCCAGCGGUGACAGCCCUCAGCUGGCAGAGUUCCUGAAGGCGUCCAGCAGCAUGAGAGACAGCUACCGCUUCGGCCACACCACAGACCUCGGCUUGGGCCUCAGCCAUGGCGUGGAGUCAGAGAGUGUGCUGCUCUUCCGACCCCCGCGACUGAGCAGCAAGUUUGAGGAGAGCGUGGCUAAGUUUGGCGAGGAUGUGUCCACCGCUGCCCUUCGACAGUUCAUUAAAGACAAUGUGUUUGGGCUGUGCCCUCACCUGACUCCUGAAAAUAGAGAGAACUUGAGGGGGCUGGACUUGCUUACAGCCUACUUUAACGUGGACUACCACCGCAACAUCAAAGGAACCAACUACUGGAGAAACAGGGUGAUGAAGGUGGCCUCUCAGUUCCAGUCCCGGGGGCUGAGCUAUGCUGUGGCUAACAGGGCAGAGUUUCAGGAUGAGCUGGAGGAGGAGUUCAGCGUGGGGGCGGAUGGGGGAGAGCUGCCCAUCAUCUCCAUCAGGACCACAAACGGCCACAAGUAUAUCAUGCAGGAGGAGUUCACGAGGGAUGGUAAGUCCCUGGAGAAAUUCCUGGAGGACUACUUUGCUGGCAAAUUGAAGAGACACGUUAAGUCGGAAGCAGUCCCAGAAAGCAACAGCGGCCCAGUAAAGGUGGUGGUGGCAGAUAACUUUGAGGAAAUAGUGAAUGAUGUGACCAAAGAUGUGCUGGUGGAGUUUUACGCCCCCUGGUGUGGCCACUGCAAAAGCCUGGAGCCCAAAUACAUUGAGCUGGGGGAGAAGCUCUCAGCAGAUCCAAAUGUUGUCUUAGCCAAGAUGGAUGCCACUGCUAAUGAUGUUCCACUGCCCUAUGACGUCCAGGGGUUCCCGACUAUUUACUUUGCCCCAGCGGGGCUAAAGGACCAACCAAGAAGAUAUGAGGGUGGUCGCGAGGUGAAUGAUUUCAUCAACUUCCUGAAGAAAGAGGCCACACAUCCUCUCGUCCUGGGUACUGCCAAAGAAGACUUGUGAGAAAAGAAGACGGGAUUCAAUCGGAGUUGAAGUGGGUGUGCUGGGAAGGAGGCAAAUGAGACAAAUGAACUACUUUAGAUGAGCCACCCAUUGAACACAAACUGUUACAGACCAGAAGAUUGCCUCUGAUUUUCUGUGCCUUACCAGCAAUAUUGAAUGCUCAAUUUGGCACAUGGCAAACUUUGAAAGUUACACAAUCAAUGUUUUGUCACAAAACUGUAAAAAUAUAAAAUGGAGGAUGCCAAUGUUAGGUAGCCAUUGCUUAGCCGUAGAAUGUGAAAUCUCAAAUAAAAGCAUUACAGGGCUCUUUUGUCAGUACAUGGCAACAUAUAGAAUAAAUAUGCAAACUUCCGUAAGGUGACUUUAAAGAUUGAAAUGGCUAUUUAGGACUAAUAAAGUAAUGAGAUCCACAUAUAGUUUCCUACAUUUGGAAGUUUGUUGAAAUGGGUGAUAACCACUGAUACCAGGCAUCGUUUUUUAAGCUGUCAUCUUUUGCAGUAUAUGGUUUAGUAUGUAGUUGUAAUGCACUUCUCCAUGGUUAUGAGUCUCAAAAGCCACAUUAGAGCACAAUAUGUUUUAGACUUGGUAAAUAAAGCACCCAUUUUGGCUCCUCAUGAAAACCACACUGUUGAAAGUGAUAAUGUAACCAAGGAGUAUGUUCUGUCCAGAUAGUUUAGAGAUUAAUGUUUUAGAUGUUGAAGAUAUCUUGUAACUUGCAUCACGUUUCUUUGCAUUUAUUUGCAACUGAUUUACUACUGAAAGCGUGUUUUGCAGGUGGUAAGAGAAGACGUUUGCAAUGUACGGAUGUUAAUAAAUGCCUACGACAUUUAUA
Osmerus eperlanus (European smelt) is the source of this 2458-nucleotide messenger RNA. RefSeq names its product protein disulfide-isomerase A3-like. Gene Ontology annotation, molecular function: protein disulfide isomerase activity. Gene Ontology annotation, cellular component: endoplasmic reticulum; cell surface. The transcript has 13 exons. The record is from RefSeq and is a predicted model, not a curated record. Gene Ontology annotation, biological process: protein folding; response to endoplasmic reticulum stress. The coding region runs from base 142 to 1626 and encodes 494 amino acids. Lineage: Eukaryota; Metazoa; Chordata; Actinopteri; Osmeriformes; Osmeridae.